Acanthaster planci (crown-of-thorns starfish) is the source of this 3823-nucleotide messenger RNA. Its product is annotated as homeobox protein EMX1-like. The record is from RefSeq and is a predicted model, not a curated record. Gene Ontology annotation, molecular function: DNA-binding transcription factor activity, RNA polymerase II-specific; RNA polymerase II cis-regulatory region sequence-specific DNA binding. Lineage: Eukaryota; Metazoa; Echinodermata; Asteroidea; Valvatida; Acanthasteridae. Gene Ontology annotation, biological process: brain development; regulation of transcription by RNA polymerase II; neuron differentiation. Gene Ontology annotation, cellular component: nucleus.
UACAUCGAUUCAGUAUCGUAUGCGGUGGUCCUGCACGGUAUGCGAACACUAUGGGCUGGGUGAGUGCGACGUCAUUGCCACACCGUGACUCGCCAGCCAAUCAGCAUUACUCACUCGCAAGUCGUGUCAGUUAAGCCUACUCUGUCAUGGCCUAAUUAGUCGUAACUAUGCAAAUGGAACGAUUAGCAGAUUUUUAGGACUGGUCGGUAGUGCCAUGCGGCUCGCUUGGUGGGCUAGUAAGCUCCGACAGUGCACUGUGUGGUGGGCCUGGUGUAUGUUGAGUAGAACCUCCUAAAGUGAGGGGUUUUUCGUUUCAACGGUGCGAUACAAAUGGUCCAGUGUUGACAGGUAAGAGGAGACAUUUCAGACAAGAGGAAGGCCGCCAUCAUACGCACACUGAUGAUUCGGCUAAUCGCUGCCUAUAGUCUCGCGAUUUUUUUGAAGCUGGCUUAUUCGCUAGGAUUUGGCCAGUCUCCCGCUAAUAUUCCAGCUGAUGUACACGCAUCUAGCAGACUGCAUAUCUUGUCGUUCUUCUAAGGGAAGAUCAAGUGGUUACUGUUCUGGAGAUUGGUCUGUUAUGCAAUGUCGCCACGACGGGGGCUCUGAUUUUAUAUUUAUUGCCUCCAGUUUUCUCUAGGCUGUGUGCGCCACUUGCGAUAAAUUGACCAAAACAGCUUUGAAAUUGAAAAAUAACUGAUUGGUCUGACAAAUCAAAACGAAGGAGUAGGUAAAUUUGGUGACUUUUUGGUGGUCAACUGACAAAACAUUUCCACCAUGUCUGCUGUUGAUUUGUAUCAACCGCCACCUCCACCUUCCAAGCCGAGCUGCUUCAGCAUCGAGUCUCUGGUUUCCAAGCCGUCUAGUCCCCCGAAUCCACCAGCUCCAACCACCUCCACCCCGGACUCAGUGGGUUCUCCAACCCCCUUCACGCCCAUCGUGGUCAGUAGGCUCCACAAGCCCAGUCCGACCGGGGAGUCGCCGUUCCACAGCGCGUUCCCGCACCCAAUCAAGGGACUGUACACUCCCGAGGUGGCGUACCCAUCGGAGGCGGCUCAGACAGCUCACCCGGGAUUCACCGUGCCACAACACCUCGGCAUGCCGCCGACACACGGCUUCCCGUCCCCGCACCAUCCUGCUGCUCUGGCUGGUGUCUUCGGUUCACCGCCUCGCCGUGAGCCGUUUGGACUCUAUCCGUGGUUCCUCGCCAGAAAUAGACUAUUUGGCCACCGAGGCUUCCCUGGAGGCGAGAUUGCGAAUGGUGGGUUCUUUCUACAACAUCCCUUUCGUAAACCCAAGCGGAUCCGCACGGCAUUUUCUCCAUCACAGCUUCUGCGACUGGAGCAAGCCUUCGAGAAAAAUCACUACGUGGUGGGAGCCGAGAGAAAGCAACUUGCCGCUAGCCUCAAUCUCACCGAAACUCAGGUCAAAGUCUGGUUCCAAAACCGAAGGACGAAAUACAAGCGAGUUAAGAGUGAGGAGGAAGGGGAGCAAGACGCUAAGAAGAAGGGAUCCCAUCAUGUCAAUAGAUGGCGUAUGGAGACGCAGCAAAACUCUUUAUGAUAGUCUGUGCUAUCAAAUGUCUAGAAAUUGACUGCUUGUGGCGCAAAAACCUUGAGUCGUUUGCGCGUUUGAGAACAUUGAGAUUUCUUUGCACCAAACAAACUGACUGUUUAGAGGGCCCGAUGUACAGCACUUGCUUUAUAAUCACCUAUCCUGCGAUGUGAUUGGUGAAUGGACUCACCCAUAGAAGGAUCGAUCAACUGUCAUGAGUGGGAACAAUUCUGCGGGAAUUUGCUUAAACUUGGAAAGAAAAACAUGAGUUGAAGAUGAAAGUGUGGUCUCAAAGCUACAAGCGAGAGAAAACGUUUUUCCUGUGGGCAACUAAUGGCAGUAACUUCAUCCAAUCGUGGGGUCCUCGGCCAGGGUUUCAAGAACGACUCCAUUAUGAUAAUAACUCAAGUUCCUAUUUCUCCCAGCAAUGACUCAUUCAUUUGGCGGGCGAGUCUAGCGGUGCUACCCCGCUUGCCACGUGCAGUGGACCGCACUAAAGAGCGUUCCGUGACUUCACACUCGGAGAUGACAAUCGCUCUGCCUCGCGGGCAUCCCGUGACGUCUUCACCGCCGAAUUCAUUAAUGAUUUGAAGAUCUGAAUGAAAAAUGACAGAAUCAUUACCAUUUCAAUCCCAUCGUCUGCUUCAUACUCCACACGAACUGCAGUUGAAGCUUUUCUCUAUACUUUGCCUACUUUGUGAAACACUUCAAGUCAUUGCUGGAGGUGGUGGUGGACUGGAUAACAUUGAUAGCUCAAAAUACUCCCUUUAUUUAACGACAGACUCUGAAAGGAGAUUCUUUUGUUCUUGCUGGUAGAUAAUGCAACAUUUUUCUUACACUUAAUUAUGAUCAAAAGAGAAGAGUCGCGAGAAAAUAAUCUUUCCGGAACUUGUGUAAAGAAAAGACUUCCCCAACUUUUUUCUCUCAGAGUCAUAAUUUCGGGAGGUAUUUGAAGUAACUUGGUACCAUUAUUUUGCCCACGUGUAAUGUGGCUUCAAAUAGCAUAUUCAGUAGAUAUGUACAAAGGUUUAUGAACAAAAGUCAGAUAUAAAGUAAAACCAAAACGUUUUUCUUAGGUUUAUUGAUAAAUUCCAUCUCUGUUAAAUACACUUGCAUUUCCAUCACAUUUUCCCCACGCAGUAUCUGCUGAGUUUAAGUACUGUGGUUAGAAAAUCAUACAAAGUUGUAGUUAUUUAUUUAUUGAUGUUGACUUCGCGUGCCAAUUUCUGUGAUUUCUGUGACCCUGAGAACAAAACUCACCAUUCUUUUCAACGAGCUGAUUGUCUGUCAUGCAUCUUACUUGUAUGAUCCGCUCUGACAGUCAGUGAUACAUUCCUUACUCUCUAAGGUGAACAUCCUUGCACCUUUGCACUGUUUGCAAUUGUUCAAGUAACUUUAGUCAUUAGCCAAAAAGUCCCAACUGUUUAUAUCGAGUAUAUUUUAGUCCUGUGUUACUUAUUUCAACUUUUGUGAAGUAUUUAGUACUUUUUUCGAGUACUUUCCCAUUUCCCCUUUUUUAUUGUAUACUACCAUAAGAGGCUUUGAAAUUCAAACAAAACGUAUAUUUGGUUUACAAAGGAUUCAAUCCGGACGAAAAUGGUGCUGAAUGUGAAAUCCGUAAUGAUAGAAGUAUUAUGUAGAUUAGUAUUCUAAUUACAUCGGUAAUAACCGUAUGAAUAUUAAUUAAGCCUUCUAUUGGCUGAUUAAAAGGCCAAUCCUUGGGUCUCUGUUCACAUAGAAUUUUCAUUGAUUUGAGAAAUGUUUGCGAUGACUUUGGCUCUUGAAUGAUUACCAAUAACCAAGAAAUAUUGAGUUUUCAUGCAGCAAGUGAAUAUACUAUACUCCUAAAAAAUAGUGUCAGGUGAAAGUUCCUUCAUACUGAUCCAUAUUUCAGUACGUGAAUUAUGAGCUUAUAGUGAUAAAACUGUGGCCAUGUCCUUCUGCUUUGCGAUUUUAAGUUCACAGAGAUGCAUCGUUUGGUUUUUCUGUUCAUUUAAGCAAAACGAGUGCAUUUUUAUCUUGUAUCAAAUCACAUCGCACCAGUGACAACGUAAGUCGUUUUAGCUGGAUAUCUUUGAGUCUGAAGAUUUUUAGAGCCAGAAACAACAGUAAUAUAAUAUUUGUCAAAAUAUUUCCUCGGCGGUGUUAUGUUGGUUGGUAUUUUUUGGCACAAUGGGACAUCGCUUGAUUUUUGAAACCGAAGGUAUCGAUUUCGGUGAGGAAAAAAAUAAAUAUAAAUCCAGAGAGUUGCCUAAAAAUAAAAAUGUGUGCU